AUGGCGGCCACCAAAAAUGGCCACCGAACCCGCACUCAUCGCUCUCGACAACCAACCUCGCUGGACAAGCGCGCCUUCUGGCUAGGAGGCUCUGCUGCCACUGUCACCACAAUCAUGGUCUUGAUCCUGAGCUUGGAUCCGCAACGAGACAACCUCGAUGCCAUCGAUCUCGCCCCCAUCCUGGCCCAAGAGAACCUUGAAGCUCUGCACAUUCAGCAACACCCACGGAGAGACUCGGAGAAGACACGGGAUCAGACUGCCAAAGCCAUUGUCCGCGUCUUUCCAAGACGGCUGGUGUCACCAGCAGCGCCCAUCACGAACAACACCACCAAGCUUGACCACACCAAGCCAAAGCCCCCUGCUGCACUCACGCCUGCUGUUAUCAGAUUGCCUGAGUCCGAAGAAGUACCGUUGGAGACCGCGUCCCCUUCGAUGCCCAGCCCAUCGAUGGCCACUGUUUCAUUCACUGAGGCAGACGCUGCAGCACUCACAUCAAAAGCUCAAGUUGUGCAACAAUCCAAGCGUCCAACGAAGCAAAGACGCCGCAGUCGCUUAGACUCUGGUAUCGAAGCUACAGAUGAAUCCACAGCGCAAGAGUGCAGCAGAAGCUCGGCGCCAGCCCAGGUCGCGUGCGUGUCCACCAACAAGUGCAACGCUUCACCCCGCCCAAAUUCGCCUGCCGACGCAAGUGAGGGCGACUGGAUGGCACCACGCCGUGGGCGGGCCACCCUUCCCUUGUCCAUCGCCGUCCAACACCGCUGUCCUGUCUCUGUUUCGACCCGAGAAGCAAUACUGCCCAGCCAUGCACAGGCCAAUGACAUGGAUUCCAUGUCGCACAUGUCGUUUGAGUCAGCAUCCUCGUCGGCAAACACUUUAUCCCACGCAAACCGGCGCCGAGCCCGGGUGCGGCAGCGCACCCACGCAGGCCAGAGUACCCGAAUGCAUUCGGCGCGAUCAGCAUCCCCUCCCACCCAGCGUGCUCGGCCAUCGAGAAAGGCACCCGCCCCCUCUCACACCUUGACUAGUCGCCAAGACUCGGGAGCUGGCUCCUCUGACGAGACAGACGCUUCACCCGUGGCCACCACUAAAGUACUGGCCCAGCUGGAGGCAGCACUGUCCGCACCUGAGUUUGUUCCUCACAAUUCGACCUAUCUUCACGUGGAGCCUGCGAAUCAAUUCGUCGUGAACAUGCCAAUGAGUCCCUACGGUACCCUGGUGUUUGAUCCAGCUUCGGGCACUUGGCUGCAGCUGAUCGAUCAGAGCUUCAUGUGGCCAUACCCCUGCGCGCCCCACACCCUCAAAUCUUCCUGCCCGGAUGAGCCCGGCGUCAUGGGUGCGGGAUCGAUUGCCACGAUGGGCUCGCCGUGA
Messenger RNA from Monosiga brevicollis MX1, 1368 nucleotides. RefSeq lists its product as uncharacterized. NCBI's taxonomy places the organism in Eukaryota, Choanoflagellata, Craspedida, Salpingoecidae. Bases 1 to 1368 code for a protein of 455 amino acids. The record is from RefSeq and is a predicted model, not a curated record. The transcript has 3 exons.